Rhodofomes roseus is the source of this 1134-nucleotide messenger RNA. Its product is annotated as RmlC-like cupin domain-containing protein. Lineage: Eukaryota; Fungi; Basidiomycota; Agaricomycetes; Polyporales; Fomitopsidaceae. Gene Ontology annotation, biological process: oxalate metabolic process. Gene Ontology annotation, cellular component: cell wall. The transcript is spliced from 4 exons. The record is from RefSeq and is a predicted model, not a curated record. Bases 1 to 1134 code for a protein of 377 amino acids.
AUGGUCGAACCAGUCCGCGACAACAAAGGCUCCAACAUCGUCGGGCCCCGCAACCCCGACAGAGAGCGCCAGAACCCGGACAUGAUGCGUCCCCCGCCGACCGACUGGGGGACUGUCCUCAACAUGAAGUGGUCCUGGGCGGACUCGCAUAUGCGCUUGGAAGAGGGCGGCUGGGGGCGCGAGGUCACCGUGCGCGAGCUCCCGAUGUCGCGCGACCUCGCCGCGACAAACAUGCGCCUCGAGGAAGGCGCCGUGCGCGAGCUCCACUGGCACAACGACUCUGAGUGGGCGUAUAUCCUGGAGGGGCGCGUGCGUAUCACGGGGAUUGAUUAUGGAGGACUCUACUUCGAAGAGGACGUCGAGAAGGGGGACCUGUGGUUCUUCCCCCAAGGUGUCCCACACUCGCUGCAGGGCCUCGAGGGUGGUUGCGAGUUCCUCCUGAUCUUCGACGACGGCGAAUCCUCCGAGUACAAAGCCUUCCAGCUCACCGACUGGCUCGCGCACACGCCGCGCGACAUCCUCCGGAAGAACUUCAAGGUGCCCGAGUCCACGCUCGCGCACCUCCCCGCGCGCGAGAAGUUCAUCUUCCGCUCGAUCCUCACCAAGCGGAGCGCCGCGGGCGAGGUGCAGCCAGGUGCGCCGCUCACCCGCCGCCGGCUCACGCACAAGAUGCUCGCGCAGGAGCCGAUCAGGGUGCCCGGCGGCGAGGUGCGCAUCGCGGACUGCUCGAACUUCCCCGUGACGACUAUCAGCGCGGCGCACGUCGUGAUCAACCCGGGUGCGCUACGCGAGAUGCACUGGCACCCGUAUGCGGACGAGUGGUCGAUGUUCCUGAGCGGCAAGGCGAGGGUCACUGUGUUCACCGUGCAGGCAACGCGCACCUACAACUUCGUCGCAGGCGACGUGAUGAUCGUCCCGCGCAACUGCGGGCACUACAUCGAGAACAUCGGCGACGGGCCUAUCGAGAUGCUUGAGAUCUUCAAGUCGCCCAAGUUCGAGGAGUUCUCUUUGAACCAAUUGCUCGCUGUUACCCCGCCGCACCUCGUCCAGGCACAUCUGAACGUCGGUGAAGAGUUCACCAAGGCCCUCGACAAGGGUCACACUCCAAUUCGCGAUGACAGCGUGCCACAGUGA